ACUGCGCGCGCUGUCAUUAUUAUUACUACACUAAUAAAUAUAAUAUCUAUUAUAAUAGCUAUGAAUUCCACAAAACCUCUGAGCGUUUAAGUGCCGCUAUGUAACAGGCAGCAGCCGUUUGUGUGUCUCUGGAUAUAAAGCUAUAAUAUAAGAGGCUAAAUGGCGGAGGCAGAAGGGGUUAGCAGCGCCACUCCCACCGAGGAGAUGAACGGCGCUGGGAACCUGAUGGACUUCCUAGAUGAGCCUAUCCCUGAUGUGGGAACAUAUGAAGAUUUCCACACCAUCGACUGGCUCAGAGAGAAGUCCAGAGAUACUGACCGCCACAGGAAGAUUACACACAGGAGUAAGGAGUCUAUUUGGGAGUUUGUGAAGAGUCUGCUGGAUGCCUGGUCAGGAUGGGUGGUGAUGCUGCUCAUUGGGCUCCUGUCAGGCACUCUGGCUGGAGUAAUAGACCUGGCUGUGGACUGGAUGACUGACCUUAAAGAGGGAGUGUGUCUGUCUGCGUUUUGGUACAGCCACGAGCAGUGCUGCUGGACCUCCAACGAGACCACCUUCGCCGACAGAGACAAAUGCCCCCAGUGGCAGAAAUGGGCCGAGUUGAUGACUGGAUACAAUGAGGGUGCCGGGGCAUAUCUGUUGAACUACUUCCUGUACGUGAUGUGGGCGUUGUUCUUCUCCUUUCUGGCCGUGUCUCUGGUCAGAGUGUUUGCUCCUUAUGCCUGUGGUUCAGGAAUACCGGAGAUCAAGACGAUCCUCAGUGGGUUCAUAAUCCGAGGUUACCUGGGCAAGUGGACCCUGCUGAUUAAGACAGUCACUCUUGUUCUGGCCGUGUCGUCUGGACUCAGCCUUGGAAAGGAAGGACCACUGGUCCACGUGGCCUGUUGCUGUGGAAACCUCUUCUGCAGCCUUUUCUCCAAGUACAGCAAGAACGAGGGCAAGCGCAGGGAGGUUUUGUCUGCUGCUGCAGCUGCUGGUGUGUCUGUGGCUUUCGGUGCUCCGAUUGGAGGAGUGCUUUUCAGCUUGGAGGAGGUCAGUUAUUACUUCCCGCUGAAAACUCUGUGGCGCUCCUUCUUCGCUGCACUGGUGGCCGCCUUCACUCUGCGCUCCAUCAACCCGUUUGGCAACAACCGGCUGGUGCUGUUUUAUGUGGAGUACCACACGCCCUGGUACAUGGCUGAGCUGGUGCCCUUCAUCCUGUUGGGGGUUUUUGGUGGCCUGUGGGGGACACUGUUUAUCCGGGGCAACAUCGCCUGGUGUCGGCGGCGCAAGACCACCCAGCUGGGGAAGUAUCCUGUACUGGAGGUGAUCGCAGUGACCGGGAUCACAGCUAUUCUGGCCUUCCCCAACCCGUACACACGACGCAGCACCAGCGAACUCAUCUCAGAGCUGUUUAACGACUGUGGAGCUCUGGAGUCUUCCCAGCUCUGUGAUUACAUCAACAACCCCAACAUGAGCCGGCCUGAAGACGAUAUCCCAGACAGACCAGCUGGACCGGGGGUUUACAUGGCACUGUGGCAGCUUGCACUGGCCCUGAUCUUUAAGAUAGUCAUCACUAUCUUCACCUUUGGCAUGAAGAUCCCAUCAGGGUUGUUCAUCCCCAGUAUGGCAGUGGGUGCUAUAGCUGGUCGAAUUGUGGGCAUAGCUGUAGAGCAGAUGGCCUACCACCAUCAUGACUGGAUCAUCUUUAAAAACUGGUGUCGCCCCGGCGCUGACUGCGUCACCCCCGGCCUCUACGCUAUGGUUGGGGCUGCAGCGUGUCUUGGUGGGGUUACUCGGAUGACCGUGUCUCUGGUGGUCAUCAUGUUUGAGCUGACCGGUGGGCUAGAGUACAUCGUGCCGCUCAUGGCUGCCGCGGUCACCAGCAAGUGGGUUGCGGACGCCUUCGGUAAGGAGGGAAUUUACGAGGCCCACAUCAGACUGAACGGCUAUCCCUACCUGGACCAGGACGAGUUCACACACCGCACGCUGGCCACAGACGUGAUGCGGCCGCGCAGGAACGAGCCCCCGCUGUCCGUCCUCACGCAGGACAGCACCACCGUGGAGGACGUGGAGAUGCUCAUCAAAGAGACGGACUACAACGGCUUCCCCGUGGUCAUGUCACGAGAGUCAGAGAGGCUCAUCGGCUUCGUCCAGCGGAGGGAUCUGAUCCUGGCCAUCAAGACGGCACGCCAGAAGCAGGAUGGCGUUGUGAGCAAUUCUGUAGUGUACUUCACUGAGGAUGCCCCCCAGAUUCCAGCCUCUAACCCACAGCCACUCAAGCUAAGACGCAUCCUAAACCUGAGCCCAUUUACUGUCACUGACCACACACCCAUGGAGACUGUGGUGGACAUCUUCCGCAAGCUCGGCCUGCGACAGUGCCUGGUCACUCGCAGUGGGCGGUUACUUGGAAUCAUCACUAAGAAGGAUGUGCUUCGACACAUGGCUCAAAUGAUGAACCAGGACCCCGAAUCAAUCAUGUUCAACUGAAUCCGUCUCGGUCUCGGACCCUUCACCGCUGCAGGCCCUUGACUUCACUUCCUGAUCACUGAAAGACUGAUGAUGUAAAUAGUGCAACACUACUGUAACGUUUUAAGUAUUCACUCCUGUAGUGCAGUAAUGCCAUCUCAUCGUGUGUUUUAGGGCCAAAAUGAGAUCGGAAACUGAGUAAAGGGGCGACUUGGGCCCUGGGAACUCUGGCAACUUUGUGAGGGAAAUCACUAGUAAGUGUAGUAGCAUAUAUUUCUACAGACCCUGCCAAUACAUUUAAAUAUCUGGAUGUUUUUAGUAAUGAAAGCACUGACGUGAGCAUGUUUGCCCUGUAUGAUGCGAUAGUACCUCGUUAAGAGAGACAUCAACACACUAAGAGAUGGGAGAAACACAGAGCUUUUGUCCCAAAUUGACAUUUAUACGCUACACGUCUAUCUGCCUUAGCUCUGAUUUCCCCAUCCACAUGACAACACUAAAAAAAACUAAGGUUUCAAACAUCUCCAUUGAGAUGUUCCACUGAGCAUUUCUGUGUAGACAGAAGACUCAAAACACAUAAACCUCAGUUUUUAAAUAUAGUAUGUAUAGACAGGGCCUUAGUCAUACUGUUAUACUUGCAUUAUUAAUGUUAUUUCUCACAUCAGUCCUUUGUCUUGUUGUAAAUAUAUAAAAUACACAGAGCUAAUUUAACCAAUAGAAUGACAGAAAAGGUCAAAUGAUAUUUGAGUAACAUGCUUUCAGUUAGGUUGGCAACAAAUUUGUAGGCAUGGGCUCUGAGUGGUCCAGAGGACUAAAGCACAGUCAUUAUGAUUUGUUGAUGGCCAGUUUAAAUCCUGGGCCCAGCUGCUUUCCAUGAGCAGCUGGAGUCCGAGAGAGAGCACAGCUAGUCAGGCUUCUGUUAGCUGAUGUAUCAGAUCUGGGUGAUUGGCCUGAUCAUGUGCUGAUUUCCCCUUAGCAUUGCCUUGCACAGUUGCCAGGUUAUCAAGUCUCAGAAGUCGAAGUGUUUGUUGAUCUACCUGCUGCUGCUGCCAUAUUUAUUUGUACUAAUGUUAGUCAUUAGAAUUUGCCAAUUUAAGCUUUUUUUUCCCUGUUAUGAGGGACUCGAUCAAAUGCUAACAUGAUUCAAACUGAACAGAUCUGUACAGAUCUGUAAAAGGGAGCUAAUUUAGUUUUGCUGUUACGUCCACUGGCAAACCACCGCUCUUUACUGAAGGUACUUUGCAGGGUUACCUUACAGAAUAUGGUAUAUUGUAUUCUGUAAGCUGGUAAGUAAUCAGUAUCUUACCCACUUACACACUUACAGUGAGUGUACGAUAUUGCUUACUUCAGAUGCUGAGCUGUUCAUUUUAUAUAUAUAUAUGAAUGUCUGCAAUUUUGCAUCUAGGAACAACUGAAAAAAAUGAAUGGGAAAGAAUAUCAAAGGCAGAAUUAUUUAGUGUUAGUGCAACAACAGAUCUGCCUUAAUAAUAUAAUUAUAAAAAAUACCUGCGACAUUGCGCUACUUGAUUAAUUUAAGGUGAAUAUUUAUUAAGAGCUGGUACGAGAAUGAUUUUUAGUCUGUUGAUGGUCUGUUACAUGAUUUUGUGAUUUUUAUUGUUGUUUUUGUUAUGUUGUCGUUAUUCCACUGCCAUGUGAUUGAUAUAUAUUGUAAUCUUGGUAUUUAUUUUUUAAUGUACACAUUGUGCAUUUGUUUAAUACUAAUAUAAAUGAAAGGAAGGGUUGGGUUAAACUGUUUAACUACAUAAAUUACCAGCUAUAUGCUAACAUAAUUACAUAUUACGUACCACUUAUUAAUUAAGUGGAAUUAAUUUCCGCAAUGGAACAUGGGAAAUUAAAACCAACAAACAAAAAAGGAAAAGGAAAAUGAAAGGGAGAAGCAAUCAACUGAACUUUGCUUUAUGAUCAUUAAAUCAUUAAAUGAAUCAAA
This is a messenger RNA of Astyanax mexicanus (Mexican tetra), 4390 nucleotides long. It is a transcript of the gene clcn4, whose product is annotated as chloride channel, voltage-sensitive 4. Lineage: Eukaryota; Metazoa; Chordata; Actinopteri; Characiformes; Acestrorhamphidae. Gene Ontology annotation, biological process: transmembrane transport; chloride transport. The coding region runs from base 160 to 2466 and encodes 768 amino acids. Gene Ontology annotation, cellular component: synaptic vesicle; Golgi apparatus; membrane. The transcript has 12 exons. The record is from RefSeq and is a predicted model, not a curated record. Gene Ontology annotation, molecular function: voltage-gated chloride channel activity.